Molecule: messenger RNA, 1509 nt
Organism: Aspergillus fumigatus Af293
Lineage: Eukaryota; Fungi; Ascomycota; Eurotiomycetes; Eurotiales; Aspergillaceae
Gene: pyr9
Product: cytochrome P450 monooxygenase pyr9
Molecular function (GO): oxidoreductase activity, acting on paired donors, with incorporation or reduction of molecular oxygen; monooxygenase activity; heme binding
Source: RefSeq, a predicted model, not a curated record
AUGAUCAGAGUUGAAGAUGCGUCCAUCGGGACGGUAUGGGUGACCUGUCUGCUCGCAGUGGGCCUGUAUUUCAUUCGAUCGAGACUCCUCAGCGACCAAUUCGCUGGCUUUCCCAGUGUCAACUCUAGGAAACCCUGGGAAGUGCUCAAUGUAUUCGCGCACAGGAGAUUCCAGCAGAAUGGCCCCGAGUAUCUCAAAGCUGGGUUUGCCAAGUCGCCCGUCUUUGGCGUGGUCACCGACCUGGGCCCAAAACUUGUGGUGUCCGGGGCCUUCAUCGAAGAUUUCAAGGAUGAAAAACUCUUAGACCAUUACAGGGCGAUGGUCGAGGACUUUAUGGCAGAGGUCCCGGGCUUCGAGUCGAUGUUUCUGGGCAACCUUCACAACACGGUUCUGCGCGACGUGAUUUCCGUUAUCACGCGAGAAUUAGAUCAGUUUACGCUUCCUCUGUCAGAUGAAGUGUCUACGGCCCUGGGCGAUACGUGGUCAGAUUCACCAGACUGGACGGAGGUGACGCUGCUUCCGAGCAUGCUGGGGCUGAUUGCACGAGUCUCGUCUCUCAUAUUCGUGGGCGAGCCGUUGUGCCGUGAUCCCGCCUGGCUGGAGACAGUCGUGAAUUUCACCAUCGUUCGUCACCAGGCAAUCCUCGCUCUGCACAUGUGUCCUGCGGUGCUUCGACCGGUUCUGCACUGGUUCCUCCCUCCGUGCCAGAAGCUCCGGCGGGAAAUCAAGACCGCCCGGAGCCUGAUCAAUUCUGCUCUGGAGGAAUUGCGGAAGAACCCGCCCACGGACAGAUUCUCCAGCCUCGCCUGGGUCGACGCUUUCGCCAGUGGCAAAAAGUAUGAUGCAACCAUGGUGCAGCUAAGACUGGCGAAUGCCUCUAUCCAUUCCAGCGCCGAUCUCCUGGCCAAAGUGCUCAUCAACCUAUGCGAGCAACCGGGCUUGAUCCAGGACCUACGGGAUGAGGUGAUUUCAGUCCUCGAGGAGAAUGGAUGGCGCGCCUCGACGCUGAACCAACUGAAACUCCUUGAUAGUGUUUUGAAAGAAAGCCAGCGACUGCAUCCUAUUACGACUGGGACAUUUUCGCGCUUUACCCGGCAGAACAUCAAGCUGACCAAUGGCACGGAGAUUCCCACGGGAACGCCUGUCAUGGUGACGAACGACGUCGCGGGGGAUGCGGCCAUCUAUCCUGAUCCAGAGGUCUUCGAUGGGUACCGGUACUUGAGAAUGCGCGAAGGAGCCGACAAGGCCCGAGCCCCGUUCACGACGACGGGCCAAAACCACCUGGGGUUUGGGUACGGGAAGUAUGCCUGUCCUGGGCGAUUCUUUGCAGCUACGGAGAUCAAGAUAGCACUCUGCCAUAUGUUGUUGAAGUACGAAUGGCGGCUAGUGAAGGACAGUCCGCAUGAUAUGCUUACGAGUGGGUUUGCGUCGUUCCGUGACCCCAGAGCAAGGAUAGAAGUUCGAAGACGCGCGCCAGAUCCACAAGAAGUAGUAUUGACUAUAAAGUAA